UUCAACGGUUGGUAAACAAAGCGCAAAACUGAGCAACCGAGUGACAGCUCCACAAAAAAGCAACUCCAGCAAGCAAGCGCAGGCCUCUCCUUCUCUCUCAUCGCGUGGUGUGUACAGUGUCCUGCGGCUGCUGUCCCGCAGGGGAGCUCACGGCUACUGUUAGAGCUCAAGCACCAAGGCUCCAUAGUCUCCCUCCAUACCCCAGUUACCAACAGCACCACUGGUAGCCUAGUACCACCCGCCUGCUGGUUCAAGAAUCUUCCUGCUUUCCCCAAACAGCGCCAACCUUUGUCUAUGGCUUCUGCUUCUUGAUCUGUGGUGGGUCUCCCGGUGUCUCAAUCUCAAUCCAAGAUCAGUGCCAAUCUAUCUCAGGCACCUUUUCCCCUUCGGUGCUAGCAAAAAAAAUCCCAUCUUUUGACCGCUGGAGCUUGGGAAAUGGGUUUUGCAGCAGGAUGUUUCUUCGAGGCAUACUAAUUUGAUGCAAGAUUUUUAGAUUGUAUUGGCUGCACUGUCCUAGAGCAAAGGUUCUUACCAGUGAGAUAUUUUGUUCCAAAAAGGAAGCAACAAGACAAAAAGAAUAGGCCGCAUCUAGAUAUCUUCUUCAAAGCUUGUAGCUUCAGCUGUUGCCUGGUACACACAUCUGCAGCCUCUGCUGAAUUGAACCAAUGGGUAGGGGGAGAGGCAGAGGGAGGAAGCAGCUCAGCAAUGGCAGGAACCAUGAGGACAAGGGGAGCAGCGGUGAGGAGGUCGUCGUGCCUGCAAGGAAGAGGAGGGGGCGGCCCCAGAAGCGUGUCGCCGCUGAGAAGAUCAUUGAAGCGGAGGUGAAAAAGUUGGAGGCCGAUGAUGGCGAUGAGGACUAUGUGGUGGGAGCAGGGGAUGGUGCCAAACUUAAGGGUUCAAGAACAGAGCAUGCUUCUGCAGGAGUUGGUAGCAACAAGAGGAACAGGGUGCCCAAGGAAGAAGAAGAUGGUUCAAAUCUUGACAUGGAGGAGAACAGCUCGAGCACUCGAUCUAGCAAUGAUGAGUCCACCAGGUCCAAUGGGUUCCGGCAGUCAGGGAGCCGUCGGAAGAGCACGCCACGGCGGGCAGCUGAGGCGGGGCUAUAGUUGAAUUGGAAUGGAAUUCUUGGGUAUCAAUUAGGCAGCUGCUCUUCAAUUUUGCCACCUUCAUAUUUUUUAGUAGUAAUCUUCAAUUUUGUGUCAUCUUGGUGUUUGCUAGGUCCUACAUGAGUGUAAACAUAUACUGAUUGCAAAGUCAUCAGAAGUUUUGCUUAUGUCGAAGAAAAUGUAUGAACUACUGGAGCUCCACAUCUAGUUGCUAUAUGCUACUGUGUUAUGCAUGUUUUCUUCUCAUA
Molecule: messenger RNA, 1354 nt
Organism: Setaria italica (foxtail millet)
Lineage: Eukaryota; Viridiplantae; Streptophyta; Magnoliopsida; Poales; Poaceae
Exons: 2
Coding region: 666-1106 (146 amino acids)
Source: RefSeq, a predicted model, not a curated record